Porites lobata is the source of this 15174-nucleotide messenger RNA. The record is from the annotation of a GenBank genome assembly. NCBI's taxonomy places the organism in Eukaryota, Metazoa, Cnidaria, Anthozoa, Scleractinia, Poritidae.
AUGGGUAUUUUAGGAAAUCGGACCUCAUUUGUUGACACUUCGCUUCGAAAACAAAGAGAAGAGGAGGAAGGUUACAAAAUGCGGUCCAAACAUUUUCUGAUUCUUGCUCUCUUGUUUUCGUCGUUUUCGUUGUUUGUGCUCCAAGUUAUUGCCUUUCCGCCACAUGUUUUGCUGAUAGUCUUAGACGAUUUAGGGUGGAGUGAUGUUAGGUUUCAUGGCUCACAAAUCAACACUCCAAACAUGGAUAAAUUUGCUUCUGAAGGCGUAAUACUGGAUAAUUACUAUGUACAACCAAUUUGCUCUCCAACCAGAGGUGCUCUCCUUACCGGAAUGUACCCUAUACAUACAGGUAAAAAUGCUUUGUGAAAUUAUUUAGCAUUUUAUACUUGCACUACUUAAACUGAAUAGCUUGUCGUAGUCAGUAAUGCCAUCGCUCGUCUCUCGCGAUGUUUUCCAAAGUUUCAAUCUCACCGUUGAAUUCAUUUCUCUGGUUUACGGAUAAUUUCUUUGCCACCAGGGGUAUUUACAAGUGAUGUAUCUUGGUGUCUCAGGGUAAUUUGUUCAAAGAUAGAAGACACAACUACUUAUUUCGCCAUCAUUCUAAACUACCUUUUAUGGCUUUAACUCUCUCCUCCGCAGAGUCUCCCGCUGCGUAAUAGUAUCCUGGCCAAUAAAAAUAGCAAGAAUCGAAAACUAGAAAGAGCUGGACGUGACGAUCUCUGUUUCUUUCUCCCCAACCUCCCUACAACACAAAGAAGCGUGGAGGAGAGAGAUGCUCAAAUAUCGCCUUAAAAGCAGACCAUUAGUUUUUAGAAUUCAAUCGAUGUUUUAGCUUUUUUAGAAAAAGAUAGUAAAUAGCGUGACACAGCCGGCCGGAAACAUUUGUAUGAUGGGUUAUCUCCAACAAUCAUUUUCCGCCAGGCUCCUUCCGCUGUGGACAAAAUUGUGCCACUUGUCCAUAUAUUACUAACUAGCCUGUUCCAGGCGUUUAGAUAGUAGAACGCGGGAAAAAAAAACGAGGGGCGACUAGAGGGGGAAAGGGGGAGAGAACUCCCUCGCUCUCGCCCCCCUCCCGUUCCACUCCCCCCCCCGUUUUCCCGGUGUACAACUUAACUCGCUCCCUAUUUACCGCCGCGCUCUACUAUCUGAACGCCUGGAACAGACUAAUUACUAACGGCCUCACACGUUAUACCUUUUACGCUACAGGUGAAACACGCUCAACCACUUCACACAUUACUUCUAACACUAAAAACGUGAUCUACAUGGUUCAAUGUAACCGUUGUAAUUUACAAUAUAUAGGUGAAACUAAGCGACGUCUCAAGAACAGAUUUAACGAACACAGACGUGCAGUCGACAAAACUAACAUUAAAUCUAAACCCACUACUGUUUCUAAACACUUUCUCUGUCACUCUAACCCCCCGGGGGGGGGGGCACUUGGGUAUUUUUUGGGUGGGUAUGUGCCGCCCGGGCCGGGACUCCAAAUUGGCACCCCGUUAUAAAAAAAAUUUCCCCUAAAAUUGAUACCCCGUUCUAGAAUUCGCCCUAAAACUGAUACCCAGUUCUAGAAAUGGGCCAAUUUUUUAUACUCCGUUCUAAGGUGCAAAGAGUACAACAGUUUGCUUGUUAACGCAUUGAACCGUAUUUUUAAAAGAAAUCUGUCCUUAAAUAAUUUCAAAUGGCUGCUUACAAAACUGGAGCUUUCGUGCGUUCGAAAUAUUAUACCCCGUUCUAGAAAACGCCUCUGAAAUUGAUACCCCGUUCUAAAUUCUAAAUCAGGAGCUUCAAAAUCACGACCCCGUUGGGCGGCACAUACCCGUAUAGGUAAUGUAUGGGAGUACCCCCCCCCCCGGGCUCUAACCAUUCUCAUGCUGACAUGCAGUUAAUCCCACUAGAGAAAAUUCAUUCUUCACGUGACUCAGUUCGUAAGGCCAGGGAGUCGCAUUUGAUAGAUAAGGCCAUAACCCUUGAAACUCAUGGCCUAAACCGCCGUUACGAAUUAUUGUAAUCCAUCUCUUUAGUAUUUUUCCUUUCCAGUUUUUGUGUUGUACGUUAUUUCCGCCUCUCCCUUUUAAACAAUUUUUAUUGCGACAUUCUCCAUUUAUAUAAUGUUGUGAUUGCUACACAAGUUCAGUAACAUCUGUAAACCUGAAGAAGGCUGGUAUGGCCAGCCGAAAUAUUGUUAUUAAAAAAAAUACAUGUUGUCUUAAAUCAGCCUGGCAGUAGUCUUUGGACUUCUCGUUCUUGGUUCUGCAUGAUGGGUGCCAGAAACUCUACAUGCGCAGUCUCUGGUUUGACUUACGCGGACGUGACUUCCUCGGAUUCCACUUCCUCACGUCCUUCAUGUUCAGAGACAAAAAAAAAAUAACAUGAAUCAACAAAAAAAUAACUACUACGUCUUAGUCCACCGAAACGCGCAACAGAUUUUGGCGUUACAAUUUAAGAAAAUUAAAUAAUUUUCAGGAGCCCAUGACCAUGUAUUUUUGUAAAAAAAUAACAUUAAUCUCCAAAACUAAACAUAAUUGCACAUUUUGUUACUAAGCGGAUUAGCCUGCGAGUAAAGGUCAGGGGCACCCAACGAGGAUAUAGUUCAAAACCACUUAACAUAGCAUUGUUGAACUUAUUUUAGUAUUUAAACGGUAGACAUAGGCAUAUUUUAAUCCCCUAAAAACUUUUCAUCUGUUCGGAUUUCCUAGCUGAAAGUCUAGUGAUCCGAAAAUUAUAGGGAUCAAAACACACCUUUUCGAAAAUUUCAGCCGGGAAAAAGCUCCCGAAAAUUCUAGGUGGCCUUUUUUAGGGUAAAAAUUCGUUAAAAAUGGGUAAUUAUACCAUUUUGUAGAUGUUCGAAAAUCCUAGGAGAGGCAGGCAAGCAAGAAAUUUUCCAACAAAUGUUCCGAAAAUUAUAGAUCUCAAAUCGUCUUCCGAACAGAUAUUUUCCGAAAAUUGCCGUUGGGUGCCCCUGAAAGGUUUCUCUCCUGCAUGGCUUUUCGCGACUAGCAAGCAAAACAACGACUUCGUAAACACGUGCAAGAGAGAAACCUCUGCUCACGGGAUAAUUAUAGCCAUAUCCUGCUGGCAUAUUUUGUGGCAAUUGUUUUUGCUGUUCACGUCCUAACAGGAACGUGAUUUUGCCAUAAUCAUCAGAGCUAUAUAUAAAGUAUUUUCCUUAGUUCUAUCUUGUUAUUCUCCUAGCUUGAUGAAAGUCUGUGUUAUUAAAUAAAACCGGUUCGAGAAAUAUAACAAGUAACGACGGUUUCUCGCUUUGUGCGCUGCCCACUAGUCUUCUUUGAAAAUAAAAAAAGUAAAUAAAAAAUUUUAACAAAAUUUUAGAGUUCCGUUGGGUCCAGAGAACAAAAUGUCCAAUAUCCAGCCUUCUUGACCUGACGCUUGAUCAUUAGCCUUUUAACACUGUUUUAAAACGAAUAUAUUGAUUGAUUGUAAUAUUAGGUUUCCAGCAUGGAGUUAUUCGCCCUACGGAGCCAUAUGGACUUCCACUUAACAUCCCCAUCUUACCGCAGAAACUCAAAGAAGCAGGUAUGGACAAACUGACCACAACAGCCUUUAAUUGUGCUAGCAAGUUCCAUUUGCUCCCAAAUGCUUGACGUACUCAAUCAGUGUAAAUCAAAAAUCGAUAUCUAGACUGCGUUCAGUUCCUUCUUGUUUUUUUUAGUCGCAGUAGACGGACAGCACGAGUGAGAAGUAGAAUAGUCGUUUUUCCUCUCUCUCCGUCCAAAUCUCCCCUAAUUUUAAUCAUUUGUAAUUGCCCUUAUGUUACUUUUUCGCUCGCCCCUGGUUCUGAGGAAAGAAGGACUUCCGCUCGCGGUCUAAUCAAUAUCAAUGGUAUUGCAAGUUAAUCAGUUAUUGAACUGAGUGAAGUGCUAUUUGGUCCGUAUCUGAUCGGACGGGCGCGCAGCGUGAUUAUAGCGGAGCUCCUUGCGCGCGCGAGCGGGGCACCAUAACUUAGAUAAUUUGGUAAACUAUCCAUCCGAGAAAUUUUGGUUAUGACGUCCGUCCGUACGGACUUUCCGGGUAGUGGAAAGUAGUGCGCAUGGACUCUUAGGGUAGGGGAAAGUACUAGUAGAGACUUUUUGGAGGGAAAUCGCAUGGCGCAACGUCGCGCAAUUAUAUCGCGCAACUGGUUUUGAAAAAAGAAAUUUCAAAGCAACUUUAAUAGCAAAAAGAUUUUUCGACAGAGUCUUUAUAACUUUUUAUUACAACUUACGAAAGCUAUUAUGUCAACAAACAACAGCAGAGAGAUUUUAGCGUGUAGACGACAGGUUUUAAGCAGAGAGCAAAGAGAAGGUGAACGGCAGAGAGCAAGAGUCAACACGCGUAGAGCAAGCGAAGACGAUCGCCAAAGAGAGAGCGCUAGAAGUAGAAAAAGAAGACAAAAUUUUAGUGAAGAAAGUCGGCAAGUAGAAAGAGUCAGGGCGAGAAGAAGGAGACAAAAUUAUAGUGAAAAACGCCGGCAAGCAGACUGGAGACAGAGCUAGCAUGGCUAGAAUGAAUAGAAAAAGGCAACCCGAAAGCGAAAUACAAAGGCAAAGAGAACGGCAGCAAAAUAAUGACAUGAUGACAAAAAGUGUCGUGUUAAUGUCUCUAUGGCCCCGCGCUAUUAACAUUUCGAUUUCAAACUGAUCUCGGACGCGAAAAUUCAGCCAGUCAUUUAAAAAUACAAGCAGGGAAGACAGAGGCUUUUCACUUUUCUCACCAUAGUCACGCGUUGAUCACGUUCUACCACCGUCCAAUUUUUAUGCUCUGAUUGGUCAAAACGUGACAGGUGAGUUCAUGCAGAAAAUUUAUACAGCAUCUUGAAACUUGUUUACUUUGACAGCUGAAGCUAACAGUGUUUUUUAUCAACUUGUGAUGCUUUUCACUGUCUUUUUCCACUGGAUGCAUAAAAUGAAAUACGGCUGCUAUCAACAGUCUUCUGUUAUUCAUGGCUGGUUUGUUUAUCGAAUUUUUGGUUGAGAUAUGCGCCGCUUGUCAAAGUUGGAAAUCCGAUGACUUCGGAUGACUUUGUUUUCGUUUUUCAUCUUGCUGGAUGAGGGUUGAAAAGUCCCUCAAGCGAUUCUGGCCUUACUCGAUAGCUUUCAGGAGCUGCAUCUCGAAUGGUAAGCCUGAGUUAUUACUGUAUAGAGUGUAUGUGUUUGUUUUUUUAUAUCUAAUUUCAUGAAGUCGAGCGCAGUUUAUGAGGCUAGUUUAUGCACGUUUGUAGUAUAAAGAUCUGAGACAAUAGGGCCAUUCAUACGAGGAAAAAUAAGACGCGUCUUACAUAAGACGUGGCCUGCGUAGCAAGCGUUUCCGUGCUGUUUCCGAGCAAGGAGCCGAGAAUCUCGUUCCUCGGUCUUUCUUUGCUCCGAAACAGCACGGAAACGCUUGCUACGCAGGCUACAUAAGACGCGUCUUAAAUAAGACGCGAACUCUACCAUUUAUGCGAGCAUGUCUUAUCUAAUAAGACGCGUCUUAGCUAAGCCGCGUGUUAUUUUAGACGAAAUGUGCCGUUUAUACGGAAAGUUCGCGUCUUAUUUAAGACGCGUCUUAUGUAAGACGCGUCCCCGGGGGGGGGGGGUACUCCCUAAUAUGGGCUAGAUAGGUAUGUGCGGCCCCAAAGGGUAGGGUUUUUCAGCCGUUUUGGUCAUAAAUUGGGUAUCGAUUUUGGCUAUUUUGCCGCCAUUUUGGUCAUAAAUAAGGUAACGAUUUUUGCACUGUAGUCUUGAAUGCACUUUUUUAGAAGAAGCUACUUCCUUAUCAUGUCCCCCUCCUUCCAUCCGCGCUUUGCCUUCCUCUCCACCGGCUUCUUUGUAGGCUAGAAAAUACAAGCAACAAAGGCCCUUCACAAAAUAGGGUAUCAAAUUUUUGGUUAGGUCAUAAAUAGGGUAGGGAAAAUCGCAGAUUUUGGUCAUAAAUAGGGUAAGGGUUUUGGGAAGCGGACCGCACACCCCUACCCAAUUUUUCUACGAGUACCCCCCGGGCACGCGUCUUACUUUUCCUCGUAUAAAUGGCCCUACUGAUCCGAUCUAGUAUAAGGUUUGAUAUAAGCUUACAGAGCUUUAAAAACCCUUUAGUCAAUAUUUUCUCUCCGCAAAUAGAAAGAAAAAACGUUCCGAAGAGUAUUUAGUUAUAAUUUUGGCUGUAGAAAGAAAGCUUUGAGUGAUUUUCUUGCCCCGAGUUCAUCUUUAAAAACAGUAAACACCAGGAAGCCGGCUAAAAGCUUUAAGCUUAAGCUUAAAGACUCAGGAUUUUUAGAGAUGCUUUAAUACUUGUCGUCGUGAAUGAAAAUUGUUGUCUCUGUAAAUGUUUCACCGAAUUACAUUUCUUUUAUUGAUUGUUAGUAGCGGCUCUUGCAAUUUAAAUCGCUUUGCCAUUUGUUUUCAGUCGUUCAUAAACAUCGCUUGCAGGAGUACUCAAAAUUCCGCGCGUAUCAAACGCUUUUUAAGGCUUAUACAUCCUUAAAAAACCCUUUAAAAAAAAUAAACACAAUAAAUUAUUCAUUAUGUUAACCCAUUCGCCCCUGAACCGCCCGUAACCGCCCGUGCGGAUCCAGGUCCUUUCUACCCUUUGUGACGUCAUCAGUUUUAACGGUCAAGGACAACUUUCUUCGCUAACUUGUGCAGAGUGAAGAGAUCUUUCAAACCAUACAAGAAUGAGCACAAUUCAGUCAAGGACACCGGAGAAAGAAGCAAAAAACCACGUGACAAGGACCUGAAAAUCUCCAUGAAAAUCUUCUUCCAUUACCCACCUACCUUUCCUUUCACCUAAUCCUAAGAUCCUAAAAGCUUUCCUAAAAACUCUUCCCACCAAAAUGAAGCCUACUAAAUGCCCAGCAAGAGAAAAAAAAAAUGAGGCAAGUAAAGCGAAAAAAGAAGGGAGGAGAGAAAGCGAAAAGUAAAAGUCAAGACAGCUGUGUCACUUUUAAACCCAAAAAGUUUGCUUUCUGCGCAUGCCCGAACUUCCCAAGCUGAUAUUUUGCAUCUGGAUCAGAAGGCCGCCAAGUGUACGACCUGUAAACCGGUUUGUGGUAAGUUUUAGCUCUUUAUAGCACGACAGUGACCAGAAAACCACUCGACUAGCUUCAAAAGGCGUUUUUCGGCAAAAUCUCCAGGAGCGAAUGGGUUAAAGCUUAACUCUUUUAAUGUUCACUGAAAAUUUGGCGCUUGUCAAAAAUGAGAACUGGCUGGCCGUAUAGGUGAUUUUGGAAAUUUUUUUGACGGUUUUGCUAAAAGCCCACGCGUGCUUCAUACGGUUCUGAAUAUUGAAUAAGUGCAAUUUGGCUUGAAAAAUUGUGAAAUACUGCAUUUUGUCUGAGGUCUGUAUAAUAAAAACAGUGCCUCAUAUUACUGUUUCACCUCAGAUGUGACGUAUAAAAAGUAUGCAAUGUUGGUUUACACGCGCCCAGAGUUGUUGGCAAGAUUUUGUUAAGUAAACUUGUCGAACGCAAAAAAUUCGGCCUGAUUUGUUUUCCAAGAAUUCGUUUUCCAGGCCUAAUCAACUGUGAUCAAGAGACAUUAUGGCUCUGAAAUGUGAUCGAAGAUGAUUGCCAUUAUUUGGGUGUAUAUAUACGGCUAUCAAUGUAAGACUUUUUUUCACUCUAAAAUCACUUAGCCUUAGCUUUCCCAAAAAAGUUACAUAUGUGCCCUUAAGUUAACUGAUUUGUGGAUUACAAGUUUAUUGUUUGAUUUAAAUUAUAAAUUUAUUAAUGGGAGCUUCGCCUUUAGCCCUGGCUAAAUCUAUAUAUUAACGCUUGUAUGUAUCCGUAUGUCCGUAUGUUACCCGUAUGUUACUCGGAUCAGAGAUCUUGACUAAAACGCCACACGGUUACAUGCGGGUAGCAUGCGAAUAUAAGGAAAAAAUUGUUUUGGCUACCUGUCGCUAAAUGGAAUGAUUAACUUAGGUUGCAUUUUGAGACAUUAUUAAAAAAAUUGUUAUAAAUACAUCUUUGUACGGUUUUAAAGAUACAUUUCUCACAAUUGUUAAAACUGAAGAUUGCUUAAAAAGUAUGUAUAUAUCCGUAUGUUGCUUGUAUGUAUCCGUAUGUAACCCUUAAGUUUCUCGUGUGUAUUCACUUAGUAAAAGCGAAGUUAAUGUAAAAAACAAAUAUCGACAAAAUAUGGCUGUGUAAUACUUUUCCGACCCCCGGGAGCCAUCUUUACGCAUGAACACACAGGCAAUUUAAUUUAAAGCAGCUGCAUUUGAUGAUGCUUUAAGUCUAAGGAAAUUUUCAGUAAGUCACCUCAUGAAAGAGAAUCCAAUACAGUCUUGGAUUCUGGAUUCUAGUUACUGGCAUGGAUUCUGGUCUUUGUAGUGGAACUUGAAUUCUGGAUUUUAAUCGUUUUAUAGUUGAACUCCGGAUUCCUUGAGCUGUAUUCCGUAUUCCACAAUGAAAAAUUUCUCAGAUUCUGGAAUCCGUUUUCCCUUACAUGGGAGCCACUAAGAAAUAUAUUUUAAAAGCUCUAAAAUGCAUCUAUUUAUAUUUCACAACAGGAUAUUCUACGCAUAUUGUAGGCAAGUGGCAUCUGGGAUUCUUUAGCUGGCCAUACACUCCACUACACCGUGGCUUCGACUCAUUUUAUGGCAUGUACCUUGGUGCUGGAGAUCAUUACAGUCACAUGAGAUCCGGAAUUCUUGAUCUACAUGAUAACAAAUCGCCUGUAAAAAAUAAGGACGGAGUUUAUUCUAUGAAUCUUUUCGCUGAGGUUUGGAAUAACACUAGAUUCUUAUUUAUUUAUUUAUUUAUUUAUUCUUCGUUUAGUUUAUUUCACCCUCCUGAUCUUUUGUAGAAGAGACAUGAAAUAGUUGUUAUCGCAAAAAAUCCUCUGGUAACAAGACUGUUGAGCCCAAGAUAUUAACCCUCGGACAUACAAGAAGUGGGGAUAGAUGGCACCCCCCCCUCCCCUCCCAUAAGGUUUUUCUGAGUUUUUUCCUUGAGGAUAAAACAUCAGCACCUGAGGUUUUCAGUAGCUGUUCGUUCAUCCCUCGCGCAUAUUUGGCGACAAGUUUAGUGAUGGUAGUUGCUAUGGUUACGAGAUAUGACGUCAUACGUAGCAGGUGGUCAAGCCAAUUUUGGGUGAAAAUACAUGUUUUUUCAACUUAAUUCAACAAUAAAAGUAAAUAAAGUGGCUGAAAUUAUGCAAAGUGCUUAUUUAUGUGUUAUUUUUCAUGUAGAGCACAAAAAAUUAACAUUUGUCGAGGUUUUCACUGACCUGCGAACAGCAGACGCAUUUCCGGUCGUCGCUUCUCUCCCUCCGAAAAAAAAAAAGAAAAGAAAAAUUUUCGGAGGUAGAGAAGCGACGACCGGAAAUGCAUCUGCUGUUCGGAGGCUAGGUUUUAACCUGAUUCCUAAUUCUUAGUAAAAUCCAAGAUAGCGGCCAGGAUGGCUACCAUUGUUGGUGACGUCACAGGCCUCCAGCAGCGCCACCACCCAUAAAAUAUACCUCAUUUUGUUACGAAAAUCAAAGGCUUUCCACUAAAGGUAAAAUCGUUUCAAAAUACUGCAACAUACAAAAAACUUCGGGGAAGAGUUCCAUCCACCCUCCCCCCGCCCCUUAUACCACGGUGGGGGUAUGAAUUUGCUUGUACGUCCGAGGGUUAAGGAACUUUAGCAACAACAACGGCAACGACAAAGAGAACCGGUGAUAUAGCAGGUGUGGAUUAGCAAACCAACAACUCUUCACCUGCAUCAUGCUUUUUUGUACACUUCUUUACCAUCACUGCAGGUUUCAUAGAAAACGCAAACAAGUGACGACAAAAUUUGUCUUUCUGCUUCUUAACUUGAGGGCGGUCCCCAACAAGCAAACUUCUGGGAAAUUCGCCUAUAUUUCACAUUUUCAGCGAACUGUAAUAAACGCGACAAAGUCUGAAAAAACGCGAAUUCAUAUCUGAAGUGACGUUUUCGCCGCCCUCCGCGCCGUCGUCCAUGCUAAAGCUCCCUAUUAUUGUUGAUUAGUCAGGAGAGGGCAGCAUUAAGUAACACGACAAGAAAUUAAACAGUUCCAAUAAAUAUGACUCUGGUUUAACAAGCUUCGACCAUUAUUUUUUUAAUUCAUUACAUAUGAAUACAUAUUUUAGCGUGAUCUGGCUCCAAGUCAGUAAGUUAAAUGUCAAUUUCGAGCGCUUUUCAUUGCAGCAAGCACAGAGGGUAAUCCUAUCCCACAAUGCCUCGAAACCAUUGUUUUUAUAUCUACCAUUUCAAAGCGUCCAUGGUCCUCUUCAAGUUCCCAAGGAGUACAAGAAAAAUUACCGAAAGAUCGCAGAUAAAAAGAGAAGGAUCUAUGCAGGAAUGGUUGAAAAUGCUGAUGAAGCAAUAGGAAAUAUAACACAGACUAUGAAGACAGCUGGGUGAGUAGAUAAUACAAAGAGAUCUGGACUUGUCAAAUCCUUUUAUUUGGCAUCAAAAUUACAUUAAGGCAUCCGAAAGACUUUGAAGUCCCCGUACCCUAAUAAGCCCCAAGGGACACGGAAGUAAAUUCCUGGGGAUAAACAAAAGGAAAUACGAUAUUAUCCUAGGGGAACCCCUUUUCUUGUCAUUUCGUUAAUAGGUUGUGUAAAUUGCCAAAUGGUGUUCUCACUUUGGAAGUCCUCCAUUAAAACCAAACAUUUUUUUACCCACGCAAGUACAGUUUAGGUUUGUCGUGGAAGAAAUCUCCUUUUAAAGUUACCAAACUGUACGUGUUGAACACAGUUUUUGCUGUAAACAUUUUUAGCAGAAUUUUAAUUACUAUAGCGCUUAUUUGAUUGGGUAAUACUUGAAAAAUAACUUGUUAAUGACUAAAUCACCGCUUUGUGUCAAACAAAUAUUUAUCCCAAGUAUUAUAUAAAACGUUAAAAACAACAAAAAUGAACUUUGAAGAACUGAUAUGUUAACAAGUUUCCAAAAACCGUAACUGUAAUCCGUUCAUCUUCUUCAAGAAUAUCCAUCCUUACUCCCUUUUGUAUUGCUGUGUUAGUACCUCAUUACAUGAAAUUUUCGCGAAUUUCGCGAUACAAAAAAAAUCGCGAAAUUAAAGUGACGCGACGAAUCAACCUUUGGCGACGAAAGAGUGUCGAGAACAUAACAUGACGCAAAAAUUAAGUGACUCACAUUAUGUCCAUAAUCAAGAAAGAACUAGUUUAUUACCACUGAAACGUUAACAAAUCACAUUUUUAAUUUUCUGGUGAAUUUUCAGUGUAAACGGAUGUUGCGGUCAAUUGACUCAAGAACAAUAAUUCAUGCACAACAAAUGGCUCUUGUGUACAAAGUAAACAUGAACUGCUUGCAUUGGUUUUUCCUAAUUUUGACGUUAUUGUUCCUUUCAAUUGAUAUUAAAAGUCAUUUUAUUUAAUUCAAAGACAUGUCAAAUAACAUUGCCUAUGAAAUGUAAAUUGUUGUACUCAAAAACGCAAAUUUAAAGUGAUUCAAAAUAUAAAAUUUUCGCAAAAUCGCGAAAUAAACAUGUCGCGAAAAUUUCAUGUAAUAAGGUACCUUCUCAUGUUUAACUCAGAUUAUUAGUUUUGGUUUACUUUCUGUUUAGUUUAUGGAACAACACUUUGUUGAUUGUGACUACUGAUAAUGGCGGAACACCUUCUGUUGGUGGUUAUAACUGGCCUCUUCGUGGUAAAAAAGGUAGCCUCUGGGAGGGAGGGGUCAGAGGAGUGGGUUUUGUUCAUGGAAAAAUGCUGCAGAGGACUGGAGUCAGGUGUAAGGAGCUUAUUCAUGUGACUGACUGGUACCCAACCCUCCUCCAUCUUGCAGGUUUGCCCGCAUUUAUUGUUACAAAUGCAUUGUACGUUUAGAUCGCGUCCCUCCUUCAGUGAAGUGGCCUGUACUCUAUAAAGACUUGUUGAUUGUUUAUUUUAGUAGAAAAACAAAACGCUAUUAACUUUUGCUUCUUAUUCCUUGUAAGGCAUAGAGAAGAAUUCUAAUAGUUCAGCACUGGAUGGCUUCAAUAUAUGGCCCACUAUUUCUGAAGGGGUCCCAUCAGAAAGAUCAGAGAUUCUUCACAAUAUUGACGGAGGUAGUGCGGCAAUUCGUGUGGGCGACAUGAAACUGUUGUUAAACGUAGGCAAUCAGCAAUGGUACAAACCACCAGAGUUGUCCUCUGGAAGACGGAAAACGAAAAAGGUAUUAACAAGAGAGUACGAUGGGAUAGAGAGGGAAACGCCUUGCUGAGCCCUUGGGACUGAUGGGAAUUUCACCAAAAAUAUUUUUAGACCAAUUAAACCCUUGAAAUUAAUCGGAAGUUGGUUCCUGGAGAGGUCUGCAAACUUUAAAAUCAGUGCUUUCAAGAGAAACCUCAACUGUCGCCACUAAUAAUCCUGCAUUGUUUGAGGCAGUCACACGUGGAUUUAUUGACGUUUCAAACAAUAAAAUUAUAUUGAAAAGUCGUCUCAGGAAUUAGAAUUCUGUUUAAUUACAGCUGCUUACAGCUAAGCCAACGCCCUAAGACUCCCUCUGUCACAUUAUACACUUUUGGUGUUAAUUAAUCGUUUUUUGGAAUUAUUGCUGGCGAGCGUUGGCGAGAUGGUACGAUAUUCUUUAUUUAGGGGGAAAAUCCAAAAUUAUGUCGGAUGGAAGAUCGCAAGUAUGCGCAGGUGAUUGGUUUGUGAAUAUCCGGAACAUACACUAAGAUGUUGACGUCACUUAAAAUUGAAGUUCUUCAAUCCGCAUCGUUCACAUAUUACAUACAUAAGCAGCUGCGAUUGAAUGUUUACGUCCAUUACCAGCGAACAGCUUAACACGACUUUCUUUAGAACACAUUUCCUUUUUUCCCUUAGCGUUGGAAUAAUAGGUAACUAACUUUUCCAAAACGGCGACACCCAAUAAAAACAUUGCCGAAAAUAGACUUCGCAUCCUUUCAAACGUUCUGAGAUUAUUCCAAAUUGCCCAUUUACUUGAAGGAAGGAAUUGGAGCUGAAGAGGGGUAGUCGGACCGAGUUUAGACAAAUAACAGUAAAAAUCUAUCGCCGGUAACUUAACCCUUGGAUCACUGAACGUGUCUCAAAAUGCGCGCGAGUGAUAAACGAACAGCUACUGAAAACGUCAGGUGCCCUUGUUUUAUCUUCUAGGAUAAAACUCAGAAAAACCUCAGAAAUAGGGGAUCCACCCCCCCCCCCUUGUACGUAGGGUUAAAAUUUGGUCAUUUCACGUUUUCACGUCGAGGUUUGCAGGGGCAGAAAAGAAACUUACCAUAAAACGUGGGGCACUUUUACUCACUAAACCCAUUGCUUUUUUUAUGUUCCCAUUGGCAACGUCAUAAUGCCGUCGUUUCGUAUGGGUUUCUAAUAAAUAUUUAGCCAACAUCCAUAUCCGCAUGAACUUUUGAAUGCCUUGUCUAUCGGAUGAAGGGAAUUUUCCUUUAAUGGUUGGUUUUUAGCAAUAUUUUCCAGUUACUAAAAAAGAACUCAUCGUUUCACAUUAAACCCGAGUAGUUAAACGAUUCACCAGUUCAAUUCUUCUACAUGGACUAAAAUCCGUAUUGCAUGCAGUCUUGUGUGAUUUUGGUAGGAAAAAGAAGAAAGCUCUAGGGUUCCUGAUUAUAAAUGAAAACGGAUAUCUUAGCAGUUAGGCGCCUGGCUAUUUCUUGAAUCUUUUUAAUGCCCCUUGGCUACUUACUUUAAGACUUUAAGUGUGCUACUCUUUGUAUAUUGUUUGUUUCUGUAUUUUUUUUACAGGACGCUGUUUAAAUUAGCUUCAUGCUAAACCAGAUGUUCCUGUAUAAAUAAAGAAAUUAAAAAAUAAACAAUAAUAAUCAAUUAAUAACGUACUUGUUAUUAUUUAUUAACUUUUUCAAGGCAACAAAAGUGGGAUUAGGGACGGGUGAUUAGAAUAGUUAUAAGGGGUGGGGGUGGGUAAUUUUCGAGCCGCGUGAAUUUUUCCUUUACCAUUUCCCUUGUAUGAAUUUUUUUAAGCCAGUGCAUGAAUAUUUGUUAGGGAGGGUUACUUCGUUUGUAUGAAUUUUUUCAUUUAAUUAUACCAACUUAGAAAGUAGAAGUUAAAAAAAAAUUAAGCAAAGGAAAGCUUUUUUUAAAUGACAACGUCUUUGCCAUGGCCCUCAUUUUGCUAUUUACUAGAAUGGUAUGUUUUAGGGGUGAAAUUGAGCUUAGGCCACGCCGGGUUUAAUCCUAAUUGCCCGACGAGCCUCCCUGCCCACUUAACAUGCCGGUCACCCCCUCCCCCGCUCCCCUGCCUGUCCGCACGGGUAAUUGGGUAUUCCGCACGAGACCAAUUGAGUUAUCUAAUGGAUAGAGGUUUUUCCACUGCAAAGCGCUAUCCAUAAUUUAACGAACUGUUGUCAUUCAUGAAUUCUGAACCAUACACGAAGUCACCAAUACCGUGCUGACGUGUUGAUUAACUUAGAUAUCCACUUUCCUUCUUUUAAUCCUACAAAAUUAAUUAUGAAUAAACCAACGAGUUGCGAUUUGCUGUUUAAGAACUUAUCAUCCAGUUUAGUUCAAUGUUCAUUUAUAUCAUGGCAAGACACAUUUCUUCACAUACAUAUCUUCUUUAAUCUUCUAACAGCCUUCUUUUCUAAUCCGCAGAAAUCUCGUGUCAAAAUUAAAGUUGCCCUUUACAAUAUCACCGCUGACCCAAAUGAGCGUCAAGACCUCAGUAGGAAGCUCCCGGAUGUGGUAGAGACGUUACGAAAAAGGGUCAGAUAUUACAAGAAGGGCGAGAUGCCUUCUGGGAAAAAACGCCCUGAUCCAAAAGCAAUGAAGGUGGCGCGCAAAAACGGGUUCUGGGGCCCAUGGAUUGACUGAGAUCUUAAACCAGUUAAAAAAUGAAAGUCUCUUCACGGAUAAAAUUUAUUGCAGGCAGGGGUAUAUUAGUCUAGGUGAUUUCAUCGACGUGCAAGAUGGCCACAACUAUUUUUUCGUGCUCUGAAGUUCAUUGUUUGUAAGGAAGAUAGUACUGAUUUUCAUUAGACUUUGUUUUCUUAUGUUGCUGUCGAUUGGUACGAAUAAAGACUAUUCAAGUUGACACAGAGAGAAUGAAUUCGAUAGUAGUAGAAUCACUCUCCUUUCCGCUUAAACUUAUCCCAACCGUUCGUCUAGACAGAGCGUGCGCGAGCGAUGUUGGCUUGAGUAAAGGUGGCAACUGUUUCCCCACUUAAAAGACCUGUGAAAAAAGGACUCGGCUAGGAGGGUGUCUCUCUUUCCCGGAAUAACGUUUCUUCAUAAUGAACAGUGUGUGAGGCUGAU